UCUAUUGAAUUAAUCGCUCCGAUUAAGUUGAUCGGAGUUUCGGGCGAAAUCGUCCUAAAUCGGAGUCGAUGAAUGCCGGAUGAAUCUGACGAGCAAACUGUACUGUAUAAUUGGUCCGCCGCGCGAUCGCGACCUAACGUAUGUCUCUCUGCAUCCACGAUUGGCAUCGUUCGACAGAGAAAUUCAUUUACUGGUUUGCGCAUUUCACGAACGCGUCCGCGAGUGUGUUGGAGUAUAUCCCAGGUGCAUCGGAGAACAUCAAAGAAAAUCGUGGCGGAUUAUACGGAGUACAGAAGGCGAAACAUUUCGGGUCUACGACACGCCGCUCGCAACACCGGAUGACGGAUGGAAAGCCAGAGGGACUCAGCAAGUCAGCGAUAAUUUAAAGCGCGAGACUGGUGCUCCGCGAGUGCUUCAUAGAAUCACGAAAUAUUACUACGCCCGGAACUUCAAACAUCUCUAAACA
Molecule: messenger RNA, 466 nt
Organism: Temnothorax curvispinosus
Lineage: Eukaryota; Metazoa; Arthropoda; Insecta; Hymenoptera; Formicidae
Exons: 2
Coding region: 80-463 (127 amino acids)
Source: RefSeq, a predicted model, not a curated record